Messenger RNA from Pyricularia oryzae 70-15, 285 nucleotides. RefSeq lists its product as uncharacterized. The transcript has 2 exons. The coding region runs from base 1 to 285 and encodes 94 amino acids. The record is from RefSeq and is a predicted model, not a curated record. Lineage: Eukaryota; Fungi; Ascomycota; Sordariomycetes; Magnaporthales; Pyriculariaceae.
AUGACUCGGCUGCGUCCCCUGGCUGAUUGUGAUGCUUUCAUAGCGUGGUUUUGGAAACGGGGCGGCAAAGCAGUCAGGGCCGGUCACAGUCUGUGUAAUGCUGGUGGGCUCGCGGGUUGGUUCGUCAACAACAAUAGGGUCCAAGUACCGCUGCGUCAACCCGAGCAAAGGCAACAAAGCCGAGUCCGUGGCGGCCGAGGCCUGACUCUCAACGCCGACUUUAGCGUCUUCGCCUUUCCAACGAGGUUAAUGUCUGCCGCGCGGCGGAGAAAGUGUCGUGGCUGA